Corythoichthys intestinalis (scribbled pipefish) is the source of this 3188-nucleotide messenger RNA. RefSeq names its product nuclear transport factor 2 (gene nutf2). Bases 100 to 483 code for a protein of 127 amino acids. Lineage: Eukaryota; Metazoa; Chordata; Actinopteri; Syngnathiformes; Syngnathidae. Gene Ontology annotation, biological process: protein import into nucleus. The record is from RefSeq and is a predicted model, not a curated record. Gene Ontology annotation, molecular function: nuclear import signal receptor activity. Gene Ontology annotation, cellular component: nuclear pore central transport channel. The transcript has 5 exons.
CACCGGGCCACGUGACGGAACUGUUUUAGUACGUGACUCGUACGUAAAAGUCGCACUGUAUCAUCUGCGCCUGGCCCGGGUUUUGGAGCGUUAUUCAGGAUGCAGGAUCCGCCUUUGUGGGAGCAGAUAGGCACUGGCUUCGUGCGGCACUACUACCAGUUAUUUCAAAGUGACCGAGCAAAACUUGCUGACCUGUAUAUUGCAGAGUCAUUACUAACCUGGGAAGGGGAAAAAAUCUUUGGAAAGGAUGCGAUUACCAAGAAACUCCUUAAUCUGGGCAUCAAAAAAAUUGGUCAUACUAUUACAGCACAUGACCAUCAGCCAACCACAGACAGCUGCAUCUUGAGUAUGGUUGUGGGGCAACUAAAAGCUGACAAUGAUCAAAUCAUGGGUUUUCAUCAGAUUUUCCUCCUGAAGGAAAUAAAUUCUGCAUGGGUGUGCACCAAUGAAAUGUUCAGGCUUGCUCUUCACAACUUUGCCUGAACAUUUUUCUACUCCAGCGGGCAUGAGCAGCCACAGUGAUGGAGUGAAGGGAAGAGUCAAAGAGCCUUUGGAGAGAUUGGAGAAAGAUUAUGCUGUCUGCUAUUGUUUGUUUGACAAGCAUGUGAACACCGGAAUCUAAUUGUCAUUCACUGCAUCCCACCCAUCCCAGACAGUGCAAAUGCUGCUUUUUUUCCCCCUUUCUCUGCUACCAUUAGCCAACUUUUCAGACACCAACCAAGACACUCACUUUGCUCCACACCAUUCUACUCAGUCCUGUUUUACUUCCAUCUAGUUUCAUAUAAACUUUGGCUCAGUUCAGCAUCAGGUCAAGGUUUAGAUGCAGCAAGAGUCACUCUAGCUUUCUUUAGUAUGUGUGAUUACGUUUUUUAAUCUUCAUUGAUAUUAUACUUCAUUACAAUGCCAGGUUCUCAUCACCAUGCCAACAAAGACUCAUAUAAGACCAUGUUUGAGGUUGCUCUGUUAUACUGCAUUUCCGCCCUGAAAUAGUCUUGCUUUAUUCCUCAGAAAUGUUUGGCAAUUUACUCAAAUGCCACAAUUAACAAUAAAACCCAGACUUUUUUUUUUUUUUUUCGUAAUGUCAUGGACCCGUCUCUAUGUAUCACUCUCAAGGUCAAACUGCAUUUCAUUCAAAUGUAAGCAGUGUUUUGAAUGAGAAUCCGAUAGAAACGUUAAAUUACUGUUACUGAUUUGCUUACUCCUUUGGGAGCAUUUGGCUGAUAUUGCCUGUUGACGUUUAGAUAUAUUAGUGUUUUGAUUACAGCCAAGUAACAAUUACUUUUGUAUGGAGAUAAAGGUAGGAUACAUACAGUAUAUUCUAAGAAUAUCGUUGGCUCGAGUUAACAGAGCCAACUGUAUGCUGUAUGUGAACCCUUUGCAAAUACCUGGAUUUUUGCCAGACGUGGUCAAGUUUUAUUUGGUACCUGAUUCUUUACUGGGUCCUUCCCUAAUGUAAUCCAUCUCUUCGUGUCACCACGAUUUAAAUCAUGGGAACGCAACACGGGAGGAAAAAAAAAACUAAUUUUUAUUCAGAGCUUUUUUGAAUUUCACAGAAAAAGCAAGGUAAUAACACCUGCAAUGCUGAAUCUGGUACAUUGUCGGAGAAAAAAAAUGUAUCUAAGCAGUUCAACAGGGCAGGCUUUUUUUUUUAACUGCAGAACCUCAUCAAGACUAGCUGGCAAUCAUAACCUUCGUUGCGUAUGCACUACGUCAUAAAGAAUCAACUGCUCAAAAAUAUUGGAGGAACACUUUGAAAACUCAUCAGAUCCAAGAAGGGGCACGGGGUCUAGAUUUAUCAUUCCUGAUAAGUAGGUGGUGUAUUAUAAUAUUGCAUAGCAAAAUGAUGCCUCAUAAUUUGAUAAAAAUGAAAAGGAUCACCAUAUCGAGCCUGAUAUCAAAGACGCGUCAAAAAAGUGAAAAAAUGAUUCAGCAGACUCGUCCAUUUUGCCAAAAUUUCAUUUUAGUAACUCAAAAUGAUUCUCAGUAGUUUGUGUGGCCUCCACGUGCUUGUACACAUGCCUGACAACCUCGGGGCAUGCUCCUAAUGAAAAGACGGAUGUUGUCCUCGGAGAUUUACUCCCAGUUCUGGAACAGGGCAUCACUGAGCUCCUGGACAGUCUGAGGAGCAACCUGGCAGCAUCCAAUGGACCUCAACAUAAUGUUCCAGAGGUGUUCUAUUGGGUUUAGGUCAAGUGAAUGUAGGGGCUUGUCAAUGGUAUCAAUUCCUUCAUUCUUCAGGAACUACCUGCAUACUCUGGCAACAUGAAGGAAGGUCCCACUGCACCAGCGUAGGUUCUGACAAUGAGUCAAAGGAUUUCAUUCUGAUACUUAAUAGUAGUCAGGGUGUCAUUAUAUAACCUGUAGAAUUCUGUGCGACCUUACAUCGAUGAUAUGUUUCCCCAUAUCUUAACUGACCCACCACCAAACACGUCAUCCUGAAUGAUGUUGCAGGCAGCAUAAUGUUCUCCACGGAAUCUCCAGACCGUUUCGCGGGUGUCGCAUGUGCUCAGGUUGAACCUGCUCUCAUCGGUGAAGAGCACAGAGCACCAGUGGUAGUAGUUUCUAAUUCUGGUGGUCUAAAAAAAUGCCAAUUGAGCUCUACGGUGCUGGGCACUAAGCACAGGGCUCACUACAGGACGUAGGACCCUCAAUCUCAGGCCACCCUCGUGGUGCUCGUUUCUGAUUGUUUGGUCAGAAACAUUCACACCAGUGGGUUGCUGGAGGUCAAUUUGUUUUGGGCUCUGUCAAUGCUCAUCCUGUUCCUCCUUGCACAAAGGAGCAGUGAUACUGAUACUGCUGAGGGUUUAAGGACCUACUACGGCCCUGUCGAGCUCUCCUGGAGUAACUACCUGUCUCCUGGAAUCUCCUCCAUGCUCUUGAGACAGUGCUAAGAGAAAUGACCAACCUUUUUUCAGUCCUUUCCUUUUGUCCCGGUACCACACAUUGCUAUCAACAGAUCUGUUGAUCCAAGCCAAAUGAAAAACUCCAGCAGUAGAUACAUCAGUGGCCUCAACCUGGAAAACUAUACCUGUUUUGGGGGCCGUUUCAUUGUUCCCCAUCACAUACACCUGUAAUUGAUAUCAUUGCCGACAAUGCAAGUCAAACUGAAGAGCAACCUCCUCUGCUACUUAACUGACCAGACCAAUAUCCCAGAGGUUUGACUGAUAGGGGAACACUAAUUAGAGUAU